AUGCCGAGCCACAAGUCUUUCCGCACGAAGCAAAAGCUCGCCAAGGCGCAGAAGCAGAACAGGCCCAUUCCUCAGUGGAUUAGGCUGCGAACGGGCAACACCAUCCGAUACAACGCGAAGAGGCGACAUUGGCGCAAGACCCGUAUCGGCAUCUAG
Molecule: messenger RNA, 156 nt
Organism: Coniosporium apollinis CBS 100218
Lineage: Eukaryota; Fungi; Ascomycota; Dothideomycetes
Product: 60S ribosomal protein L39
Exons: 3
Coding region: 1-156 (51 amino acids)
Biological process (GO): translation
Cellular component (GO): cytosolic large ribosomal subunit; ribosome
Molecular function (GO): structural constituent of ribosome
Source: RefSeq, a predicted model, not a curated record